ACCCACUCCAUUACCACCAUUAUACUCGUCUCCACCGUCGUCACUCUCCACGCGUGCAAGCGCUUGGCUUCCAUACUGUACUGUAUACAUCUGGUGCAGAUACAACUCCACCGGCACACUCCCUUGUCACCACACAAGCACCACCGUCCCUCGGCCGGAAAGAGUGAAGACUUCGAUUCCUCCGGCGCAUGAAUUCUUGCCUUGGAAACACACCUGGGCACAUACCUAGUAUAUACCUAGGUAUACAUAUAUAUACGCACACCCUCACACCCAAGACUUGUUCUCGGAGCUUGUCUCGAUCCCACCCGCUCUUGCUCUGACAUCACUCUCAACCUCUGUUGGAAUCCCCAUUGACACACCACUACCGAAACCUCCUCCGGCGAUCCCUUUUCGAUCUGUGCUGCUGCGGAUAAUGCCAACAGGGCCGCGAUCCCUUGACCGAAUUUAGCAAAUGUCACCUACUCCUCCACGAGCUUCUCCCGACCCACACCCGCCUCACAUCGACUCCCCUCGGACCCUGCGGCAUAUUCCCCUCACCUUCGACAAUGCCAAUGCGGAUCAGAGCGCCCUGGAGUUGGUGCAUGAGAUCUGUCCGCAAUGGGCGCUAGACGAUGGGCCGAUUGAAUUCAUCCGGUUCACAGAAGGCAUCACCAAUACAUUGACCAAGGCGGUGAAGAGACGGCCGGGACAAACCAAGUCGCAGAUCGACCAGGACGCUAUUCUGCUGCGCGCGUACGGUCAAGGCACCGAGCUGCUGAUCAAUCGCGAAAGGGAAUUACGGGCCCACGGACUUCUCGCCGACGUCGGCCUUGCACCAGCUCUACUGGCAAAAUUCGAAAAUGGCUUGCUAUACAGGUUCGUGGAGGGCGAGGUCUGCACACCAGAGGACCUGAGAAAACCAAAGAUCUACCGGCAGGUGGCCAAACGACUCGGACAAUGGCACGGCAGCCUCCCCGUGACUCCACUCCUGACGACAUCGCCGAUAAAUGGUCACGCCGAUCAUAAGUCCUGCAACUCCUCUGCCGCAGCGAAGAGCUUGCGUCCGAUCCCGAACCCUUGGACUGUGAUGGAGUCAUGGCUGGAGGCACUUCCGAGCGACACGGCCGAACAAAAGCAACGGAUACAGGUUCUGGGCGGGGAGGUGGCAGAAGUCACGGCAAAGCUUGCCAACACCCCAGGACUGCUGGGAAAGGACUACAUCUUUGGACACUGCGAUCUGCUCUGCGGAAAUGUGAUUGUCUCACCACGAGCCGAGUCGGGAGGUCCCACCAAUGGACACUCUGAAGACGACGAGCGACCCGUGGACUUCAUCGACUACGAAUACGCCGCACCGAGUCCCGCAGCAUUCGACCUGGCUAAUCAUUUCGCCGAAUGGGCCGGACUCGACUGCGAGUACGGCGCUGUCCCGACUCGAUCGCAGCGUCGGGAAUUUCUCCAACACUACGUCGCAUCCUUCUACGCACACUCCCCGGGCAAGGAAACGACUCCCGCUCCUUCAGAUCUCGACAAAGACAUCGACACGCUCUUCGCCCAGGUCGAUGACUUCCGCGGCAUCCCGGGUCUCUUCUGGGGCAUCUGGGCCUUGAUCCAGGCGCAGAUCAGCGAGAUCGACUUUGACUACGCCAGUUAUGCCGAGCUGCGGCUGAGCGAAUAUUGGUCGUGGAAGGCGGAGACGGACGGAUCACGGGCUCGCGAUGGGAAGGAAAUCCCGGUACGUGAGCGUCGGUGGGCGGAGGAAUGAUUAAAAUCGCGCCAGAGGGUGGCCUUGCACAUCUCGGUGAUGGGAAACUAUUUGCCUGAGAUCUGCUCUGGAAAUUCAGAGUAUGAUUCCUCAAUACGCAAGGGUGAAGGGAAAUGGUUCUCGAUACUACGCAUAAAUGCUCAUAUGUCUCUGAGAGGGGGAUAAGGCAUGUGAUUGACCUCAGCCUCAGCCUAGGUCCAUCAUAAUUACAUAGACAAGAGUCGGAGCUCGGGAACAGUUUCUGGCACUGCUUUUGCGAAUGCUCGUUGAUACACUGCCGUGGUUUGUGAAACCGGCUUCUCGGGAUUCGUCCCGUUUCUCCUACCGCUCAUAUACCAUUUCUACCAUUGAAAAAUCACUGAAAACAAAACCAGCAAUGUUCGGAACGUCCUUGUCGUGACCUGGAGAGGGUAUAUGUGAUCAAUAUCGCAAGGCCUAUAGCAUCCUGCAAGCCCUACCUACACAGCGACCACUGCUAUCACGACCCAAAUACAGAAUU
This is a messenger RNA of Dissoconium aciculare CBS 342.82, 2240 nucleotides long. RefSeq names its product ethanolamine kinase. Gene Ontology annotation, molecular function: ethanolamine kinase activity; choline kinase activity. Gene Ontology annotation, biological process: phosphatidylcholine biosynthetic process; phosphatidylethanolamine biosynthetic process. The coding region runs from base 452 to 1741 and encodes 429 amino acids. The record is from RefSeq and is a predicted model, not a curated record. The transcript has a single exon. Lineage: Eukaryota; Fungi; Ascomycota; Dothideomycetes; Mycosphaerellales; Dissoconiaceae. Gene Ontology annotation, cellular component: cytoplasm.